Effrenium voratum is the source of this 830-nucleotide messenger RNA. The record is from the annotation of a GenBank genome assembly. NCBI's taxonomy places the organism in Eukaryota, Dinophyceae, Suessiales, Symbiodiniaceae.
AUACACCGCACUUUUACUGAUGCUGCCCCGCGGCGCCAUGCUUGGCCGGUUGCCUUUGGUGGCGCAGCGACUAGGCGCACGGGGCGUGGCAGCGGAGGGCGUGCCUGGAUUACAGUGCAGCGCCAAGACGAAUGUGGGGAAGUUGGCGGGCGCCCUGAGCGCGCGGCUGCGAGAAGGCGCCAAGACCACCCUUGACAGCGUCGGCCCGGCAGCGACGUACACGGCCAUCAAGUCCAUCAUGGUGGCGGAGGACUAUUGCAGCCAGGAAGCUCAGGGCAAAGUCCUUGCAGUGCGGCCGGAGAUGGUGAAGCUGGAUCCCCGCACAGCGCCCAGCGGCCGCGAGACCCAGACAGUGGCGUUCCGCCUGCAUGUGGCGCUGGCCGAUCCCUUGCCGGAGCUGGAUCAGGAGCUGACCUAUAUGAGCGCGGAUACGAACCCGGGCCUGGCCGCGCGUUUGUUGGUGCGGGUCGUGGAGGACAAGGGCGUGGUACCCCUGGCGUGUAUGGGGGACAAGUCCUGCGGCAUUGCACUGAGGGCCAUCAUGAUCACUGAGGAGUUCCUCGGCAGAAACAACAAGCUGGGGACAAAGGCUUUGGCCUUCCAUGCCAAGAAGGACACCUUCCAGCAGGGCUCAGAGGAGCGCGUCCGAAUCCUCUUCCAGUGCGGGCUGGUCCCUGGCAGCCUUUACAAGUGAGGCGCCAUUACAGCGGCGUGGACUUCGAUUCUACAGUGAGCGAGUUACGCUCAUGGCUCGCAUGUCAAGUUCAUGCAUCCGGACACUUUCACAAAAGCAAGCCGGCAGAUCGGAAGCAACCACGACACCCUUGUCC